ACUAGCCAUGGAGGUUGCCAUAUCUGCAGUUACAGGUGAACUCGUCAGCCGGUUCAUCUCCUUCCUGAUGAACAAGUACAGCUCCUCCUUGAGCCACGCACAAUCAGUGGAGGAGAAGAUGGUGGUGGACAGGUUGCAGCACCUCCUGAUGAGAGCUAGCACCAUCAUUGAGGAGGCCGACACGCGAUACAUAACCAACUCCGGGAUGCUGAUGCAGCUCAAGAUGCUCUCGGAGGCCAUGUACCGAGGACACCGCAUGCUGGACCAAUCAAGGUACCGAGCCCUCCAAGAUGGUGCAGGCUUCAGUGAGGUUAGCAGUAACGACUUAUUUAGCAGCAGCUUGUAUUCAGCCAAGCGUUCUAGAGGAGCAACUCAUAAAGCCGCGCACCUCGAGUCACAUGGUGCCUUGGAAAGCUUAGAAAUUGCUUUUGCUAACAUGAAGGAAUUUGUUGUGCUUCUGGGUGGAUGCGAGCGCAUGUCUCGUAGGCCAUAUGAUGUUUAUCUUUACACCGAUAACUUCAUGUUCGGGCGACACGCCGAGAAGCAAGAGCUCUCGAGCUUCUUGCUGCACCACAACAAUGCUCCUGGUGAUCAUGCACCGGCCAUCCUUCCGAUCAUAGGUGGCGCUGCAGUUGGGAAGAAAACUUUGGUUGCACAUGUGUGUGGCGACGAAAGAGUUCGCUCGCGCUUCUCCUCUGUUUUGCAUUUGAAUGGAGGCAACCUUAUGAGGAUACUUGACCAUGGAAAGACCAUGGAAGAGAUGAUGUUGGUAAUUAUUGAAUUCUCUUCUGAUAUAGGCCAAGAUGUCUGGGAAAAGUUCCACUCAUUUGCCACGAGAAUGCACAGAGGAAGUAAGAUCAUCAUCGUAAGUAGACAUAGAACAUUAGCCCGACUUGGAUCGGUGAAACCUAUUUUUCUAAGUGCUCUGUCUUACGACGAGUUGAGGCACCUUUUCAAGAUGCUUACAUUCGGGAGUGUAGACCCUGCAGAACAUCCAAGACUAGUACGAAUAUCAGAUGAAUUUGCCAAGGUGUUGCAAAAUAUGCAAGGUUCACUAGUCGCAAUGAAUGUGCUAGCAGAUUUGUUGAGAAGGAACCUCGAUGUUCAAUUUUGGCUUCACAUAUUGGACAAGGGGAUAAGAAUGGUCAAAAGAAACAUCUCCAUAUAUGGUGUGCACCCGAGCAUGCUUUGCCUCCAUAUAGGACAAGGUCGUCCAAUCGACAUAACAGACCUUGCUUUGCAUCCACUUAGCAUGACACCUUAUACUGCUAAUGUUUCAAUCAAGAAGGAAUCGCAAAGUGUGACAUUUGGGGACCUUAUAACAGAUCCUAGUGUUAGACCGAAAGGAGACUUCACUCUAAUUGCAUGGGAAUCAAGGAUGCGCCCUCAUCAUUCAUUUGCUAAUUUUGUUACAAGUUGUGCUGAAGAUACAAAUGAAGGUAAUAGUGCCUUACCUGGGAGGAAGCGACGAGGAGUGCCAUUCUAAUUUUUAUUUCAAAACUCGUGUAAUGUGUAACUCUUCUUGUAUUUUCUGAUACAUGAAAAAUGGAUGUGU
Messenger RNA from Lolium rigidum, 1555 nucleotides. RefSeq lists its product as uncharacterized. The record is from RefSeq and is a predicted model, not a curated record. Lineage: Eukaryota; Viridiplantae; Streptophyta; Magnoliopsida; Poales; Poaceae. Bases 8 to 1486 code for a protein of 492 amino acids. The transcript has a single exon.